This is a messenger RNA of Lineus longissimus, 897 nucleotides long. RefSeq lists its product as uncharacterized. Bases 53 to 523 code for a protein of 156 amino acids. The transcript has 5 exons. NCBI's taxonomy places the organism in Eukaryota, Metazoa, Nemertea, Pilidiophora, Heteronemertea, Lineidae. The record is from RefSeq and is a predicted model, not a curated record.
UAUACAUGAUAUAUAUUUGGAGAAAAACCGACAGCAAUGAGCUAGCUCUGACAUGGGACUGAAGAGAUUCGCCGUGUUCGCUGUUGUCAUGUUAGCUUGGUGUCUCUACCAAGCUGAUAUUGGACUGGGCGGAUCGGUGUUGACGAAGGAAGAAGCAACAAAAGACUGCGGUGCUCAUCUAUACGAGUGGUAUACAGGAUGUUCCAAGUCUGUGUGUUUCAAGGCGACAAGCGUGGAUUACAUCAUUCACCACGAAUGCCGUCCAGUUGUCCCUGAGUACGAGGUGCCAGACACCACCAACUGUGCGGUUGUGUCCAACAGUUCGCUGACUUUCCCUGACUGUUGCCCGUACGUCCAAUGUGAUGGCGACCAGGUAGCUCCCACGGAGACUGGAUUAGUUUGCUACGACAGUGGCUCAGCCUAUGCCUGUAACAUUUGGCGGAUCCUUAACGGAUGUCUGACAACAAACGCACUGUAUAACUUCACAAAGGACCACUGUCAGCAAACUUGCGGAUUCUGCUAAGAUCCGAGGAAUACACGAUUGAAAAGACGCAGAUUUCGGGCUAGGUUUGGCUGACGCCUCGACAACCCAACAGGUCCGACUCUUCAAACAGCCACCCAGUGUGAUGCCGGUCCAUCAUCUGAUAUAUAGUUGCACGUGUGAGACCGACACAAACGGUACACAAACUGUGUCUCGAAGGACAGUGUACAAAACCGUGGUCAUACGCUCGGGAUCUACUCCAGGCGGCAAAAGACAAUGUUUCGAAGUCCUCUACUCACUCGUUAUUGAUAAUGAGCCAGCUGGCUGGCGUUGUCUACUGUAACUUCUAAACGUUCUUUAUACUCUCCAAGCAACAUAUCGUAGUUUUUAUUUGAACUACAUGUACUCUGUAAAUA